GGUUACUGCACACAUCGAUCAUCAUGACGAGUACAGCGGAGAAGACGAUUAAAGCAAAGCGUCGGAUGUCCGGUCACCACGGAAGACUCGCUGUUCAAGACAACUUUUUAAACAUAGGGGACUGUUGGGUGACUGAAGUUGCCGUCUCUCUGUGGAUGUCUUCCCCGGUGUACCAGUGGCAAAACCUGGCUGACGAUUUAGGAUAUAGUUAUGUCGAAAUCGAAGAACUGGAGCGCCGAGAGCGGAAUUUGGGAACAAACCCCGUUUACGAGCUCCUGCGUACAUGGGGCAGACGGGAGGGGUCCACGCUACGUGUUUUACAAGAAAAAUUGAAAUCGCUCGGAAGAUAUGACGUGUCGCGACUUUUAGAUGAAGCUAUACUAGGAGAGUUCUGCCUUGAAUGUAAGAUUUGGAAUGAAGACGGCGAUACCGACUUCACUGUCCACACUAACAAUACAUCCACAUUGGAUCAAGCACUGGAACAAUUUUUAGCUGACCACAAUAUUGACAAGGAUAAUAUUGUGUUCGUGAGUCCAGCCAACUCCGGUUUCAUCCUAGAUUGGACAACUAAUGCUUCAAAACUAAAGGGUAGAGAAUUGGUAAUAUCUGUUGACAAUUUCUCGAGGCUAUCUGAGGUUCUUCGUUCUUAUAACAAAACUGAAGACGACUCUUCAAUCUCUUCAAGGGAUUUCGCCAGUUUAUCCACUGAACACCCGCACAUUAUACAUAAGCACUAUUUCGCAUUCAACGCAUGCAACAUUGGUACAUUGCAUGCAACAACGCCCCCGCCAUGUGUCAUGCAGAAUGUGCACGAUAAUGUAUUACUAAGAAAACAAUCCUCCAAACAGCAAAUUCAAAAUUCAAAAUCAAGUUCACUCACAAGUGCAUACAACGUACCCCAGAAAUUCUUUUAUGAAAAUGAGCAACCAGAAAAUGAUGAAAUCCCUACAACUAUGCCUCCGCCCCCACCUCCACGACAACCACGAAAUGAAAGAGAUACGAGCAAACAGACAACAUCGAACAUUGUGAAACAAGAUUGGAUUGAAAGAAAACAAUUGAAAAAGAAAAGUUUGCAGGAACAGUUAAAAAUGAAAGUCCCACCUCCGUUACCGAAACGGCAAGUGCAUGGUAGCGCGGCACAAGACGCAAACACGGCAUAUUAUGGAGAUCACAGCUGUGCUACUAGCAGGGAUGUCAGUUCCUCUAAUGUCGUAAAUGUCAACAGAAACGAAACUGCCGAUGUAAUAGAAAGUCUGGAUUAUUUGAUGCUGGAAGAUAAAGAAAUAGAAGAUGCCAAGAUUGACCGAGCCAGCAGCGCAUCUCAAAACUAUGCAAGUGAGAUUUCUAAGAGCUUAGAAGAUAUGUGUACAGAAAAUCCAGCGUGGCAUCCAAUGUUAACUUCUAAUUUUGAAAAUAUCCAGCAGGUGACAGAGCAAUACCGAAGGCAAGAUGGUUGGUACAUGAUCCACGUUUACGAAGGUCAAAUAAUCUUGACAGUCACAUUCCAAAAAGUUCUUAAGCAUUUUCAAAUAUUUCAAAAUGCACAAGGAAAAGUAUACUUUGACGAAGAAGAUUACAAAUCGAAAACACUGGAAGAUCUAAUAGAAGUAUAUAAAUUUCAAGACUUGCCUGUGAAAAAUAUGUCGGGCGAAUGUAGACGAAGCAGCACAGAUACCAGAUAUGUCGAAAUGAAACCCAAACCGCCACCAUCUGGCAGUCACAUACGACUGAAGAGACCUAUCCCAAUUGAUUGGGACAUAGGUUAUUGACUUUGUAUCGUUGUGAUACGUGCACUGUAUUUACAUGAAAAGUGAAGCCAUUUCGUCGAAUACACACGUGUAAGUGAAGCCACAUGUAAAAGUAAAAACUUAAAGUUAACUUUAAACUUAAUAUAUUGAAGUUUUCAUAGCUAAUAUGGCGAAAGAUAAAUUAUAAUAAUAUGGAGAUAAAUAAA
Saccoglossus kowalevskii is the source of this 1954-nucleotide messenger RNA. RefSeq lists its product as uncharacterized. The record is from RefSeq and is a predicted model, not a curated record. Gene Ontology annotation, molecular function: protein binding. Gene Ontology annotation, biological process: signal transduction. NCBI's taxonomy places the organism in Eukaryota, Metazoa, Hemichordata, Enteropneusta, Harrimaniidae.